CAUUGAACCACCAGCUCUGCUUGUCCCAUUUACAAUUUGAGCUCUCUGAAGCGCACAGUAGUAGUAGGGCAGCUUGAUGUGAUUGUGAAGAUGGAACCAGACAACAGCACGCUGGACCCGUUCCUCCUUCUGAAUGGCACAGAUGAGCCAGUCCUCCUCAGCACAGAGGCACCCUGGGACGAGGCCACCCUGCUGGCCCUCCAGAUCUCCCUGUCGGUGGCUCUGGCCUUGAUCACGCUGGCCACCACGCUGUCCAACGGCUUCGUGAUCACCACCAUCUUCCUGACGCGCAAGCUCCACACGCCGGCCAACUUCCUCAUCGGCUCUCUGGCCGUCACUGACCUGCUGGUGUCCAUCCUGGUGAUGCCCAUCAGCAUUCUCUACACGGUCAGCAAGACCUGGACGUUGGGCCAGAUCGUCUGCGACAUCUGGCUCUCCUCGGACAUCACCUUCUGCACGGCGUCCAUCCUGCACCUGUGCGUGAUCGCGCUGGACCGUUACUGGGCCAUCACGGACGCACUCGAGUAUUCCAGGCGCCGGACGACGCGCCGCGCCGCCGUCAUGAUCGCCGUGGUCUGGGUGAUCUCCAUCUCCAUCUCGCUGCCGCCGCUCUUCUGGCGCCAGGCCAAGGCCAAGGAGGAGCUGAAGGAGUGCGUGGUCAACACCGACCAGAUCUCCUACACGCUCUACUCCACCUUCGGGGCCUUCUACGUGCCCACCGUCCUCCUGGUCAUCCUCUACGGACGCAUCUACGUGGCGGCGCGCUCGCGCAUCCUCAAGUCCCCGGCUGCCUGCGGCAAGCGCUUCACCACGGCGCAGCUCAUCCAGACGUCGGCCGGCUCGUCGCUCUGCUCCCUCAACUCUGCCAACCAGGAGGCGGCGGGCAACUUGCACCCCAUGGUGGGGGGCAGUCUCGGGGGUGGAGGCUCGCCGCUGUUCGCCAGCAGCGUGAAGGUGAAGCUGGCUGACAGCGUGCAGGAGCGCAAGCGCCUGUGCGCGGCGCGGGAGAAGAAGGCCACAAAGACCUUGGGUAUCAUCCUGGGGGCCUUCAUCGUCUGCUGGCUGCCCUUCUUCGUCUUCACGCUGGUCACGGCCAUCUGCAAGGACAACUGCUGGGACGACCCGCUGCUCUUUGACGUCUUCACCUGGCUGGGCUACCUGAACUCGCUCAUCAACCCCGUCAUCUACACCAUCUUCAACGACGAGUUCAAACAGGCCUUCCAGAAACUCAUCAGGUUCAAAGUCAGGCGUUGACGGCUAAAGGCUUCCACACACCGGCUCCGACAAAGUGCUGAGCACUGCUCCACAAAAGUUUGAUUCCAUUGUUUUCAAAACAACCCUGCACACUGGCGCCGAUGUCCGCGGACAUUUGCGGAUGUCGGAUAGCGAUUAAAGACAAGUUCUAUUUUGUCGAUGCCGCCCAUUGACUAUCAAUGCUCAUGUGAAAUUGGGUUUGGGGGUUCGAAUAAUGUCGGAAGCGAAAGUGCUGUCGGAGCCUAUGUGCAGCCGGCCUAAGUCAGUAGAAAAUCUAGUCAAAAAUGUUCAUUUGUAAUUCAUAGGACCUUCACUUCAUUGCAGUUUUGCUGAGUAAUGUGCAAUCAGUGAUGGCAACAACUUUUUUUUCAAUUCAGAGAACUGGUUAAGGAAUUGAUAGCGCUUAUAGGGUUCAUGUCUUGUGCUGGCUUUGUAAAAUUCUGCAUGCAAUGUCCAAGGAAAAGUGUGGUCUCUCUGUCUGUCUCUCUUUCAGGAUUCAUCAUAAUUCGCCUUACCAAAAUGAAGAAGACACAACUAAAUGCGUAAUAAUUCAGUUAGUGGUAAUUGCAUACAACAGGAAUAUGACUGUAUUGACUGCAUUGAACUGGAAAGUGAACACAAAGAGAACUUGGAAUUGUGGUCAAUUGUGUAAAAUUAUGCCAAAAGAAGGAAUACGUGAUAGCAUUUUAGAGCAACUGAAAUGUGUGUGAUAGGCUAUGUAUAAUGUAUAAAGUUUCUGUGUAUAAGAUCAGCUGCAAUUCACAUUGAAUUAUAUUUAGUUCUGUAAUAUAUUUUGGCUCAUCUAUAAAAAUAGUAAAGAGUCACACAUUUUA
Molecule: messenger RNA, 2087 nt
Organism: Engraulis encrasicolus (European anchovy)
Lineage: Eukaryota; Metazoa; Chordata; Actinopteri; Clupeiformes; Engraulidae
Gene: htr1d
Product: 5-hydroxytryptamine (serotonin) receptor 1D, G protein-coupled
Exons: 1
Coding region: 91-1254 (387 amino acids)
Biological process (GO): regulation of locomotion; chemical synaptic transmission; vasoconstriction
Cellular component (GO): plasma membrane
Molecular function (GO): G protein-coupled serotonin receptor activity; dopamine neurotransmitter receptor activity, coupled via Gs
Source: RefSeq, a predicted model, not a curated record